This is a messenger RNA of Sporothrix brasiliensis 5110, 642 nucleotides long. Its product is annotated as peptide-methionine (S)-S-oxide reductase. The transcript has a single exon. The record is from RefSeq and is a predicted model, not a curated record. Bases 1 to 642 code for a protein of 213 amino acids. Lineage: Eukaryota; Fungi; Ascomycota; Sordariomycetes; Ophiostomatales; Ophiostomataceae. Gene Ontology annotation, molecular function: peptide-methionine (S)-S-oxide reductase activity.
AUGGGCUUCUCGAUCCCCUCGUCCCUCGCCCGCCUCUCUACCCGCUUCCGCUCCUCUUUCCACAUGUCUGCCGCCGAGCCCUCUGCUGCCGCGGCCGCUGCUGCCGCGCUGGCGUCCAGCGCUCCCGCAGGCGCCCAGAAGGCGACGAUCGCCGCCGGCUGCUUCUGGGGCGUCGAGCACGAGUAUCGCAAGCACUUUGAGGGCAAGGGCCUGUACGAUGCGCGCGUCGGCUACAUUGGCGGCGACGCUGCCAGCCCGUCGUACCGCGCCGUGUGCAGCGGCAACACGGGCCACGCCGAGGCGACCCAAAUCACCUUCGACCCGGCGCAAGUCAGCUACCGGCAGCUGCUCGAGUUCUUCUACAAGAUGCACGACCCGACCACACGCAACCAGCAGGGCAACGACCGCGGCACGCAGUACCGCAGCGGCAUCUUUUUCCACGACGCCGAGCAGGAGAAGAUUGCGCGCGAGGUGACGGCACAGGCCAACGAGCAGUGGUGGAAGGGCAAGAUUGUCACCGAAAUCCUGCCGGCGAAGCAGUGGUGGGAUGCCGAGGACUACCAUCAGCUGUACCUGGUGAACAACCCGGACGGCUACGUGUGCGCGAGCCACUACGUGCGAUCGUUUCCCGCGCUGAAGUGA